Lytechinus variegatus (green sea urchin) is the source of this 2455-nucleotide messenger RNA. It is a transcript of the gene tekt3, whose product is annotated as tektin-3-like. Gene Ontology annotation, cellular component: nucleus; microtubule cytoskeleton. NCBI's taxonomy places the organism in Eukaryota, Metazoa, Echinodermata, Echinoidea, Temnopleuroida, Toxopneustidae. The record is from RefSeq and is a predicted model, not a curated record. The transcript is spliced from 6 exons. The coding region runs from base 329 to 1837 and encodes 502 amino acids. Gene Ontology annotation, biological process: cilium assembly; cilium movement involved in cell motility.
CUAUAAACACAAAAGUAGUUUGUCGUGCAGGGUGGGUACACGCGCGCUGCUGCAGCCAAGUCUGCCACUUUAUAUUCUAAUUUUGUCUAAUUCGGACAAAAUAUCACCAGGAUAUCCGAGUGAACACAAAUCUUCUCACUGAGUUGAACUUGGAAGAUUAUUAUCAAAUUUCCAACAACCAUCAUAUUUAUUUUGUCUAAUCGUUGGAGGAUUAUCUCGCACGCGGGACAAUAUUUAUAAUCGGAUUGUGGACACGAGUGAAGAUUAUUUCACUUUCAAUACUUAUUAACUGUACUUCGUGUGGAAAAUAAGUGAAAAAUCAGUCAAGAUGCAGGAAUACAGUGGCCAGACGAUGACUUCGAGUUAUUUCAAGGCGCAGCCGACAAUCGGGUCAAGUUUUCUACCACCCCUUGAGAGCACGAUGCGCGCCUCCUACAAGAGCUAUGCCCCACCAUUCGUGGUGAGCCAAUCCCUCCAACUCCCAUGGAAGCCUUCGGCAAGCUACCGUGGAGCCCAGCAGUCCAUGCCCAUGACCCGAAGUGCACCGGAGCUCAACCCGAGCACCCUUUACCGAGAUGAUACCAUGAUGAAGGUACCCCCAUUGAUGCCUUCCGCGAGGACCGCCCUGUUCUCCAAGUACACCCCUCAUGACUGGUUCAAGAGCAACAACACCAACUACCGAUCCUCCGAUAUGACACGAGGUGCCGCCCAGCGACUUCGAGACGAGAACGUUCGCAUCUGCCAUGACACCGACGCCCGAACCGUCAAGACGCAGCAAGAAUCAAGCAAGAAUCUUGGUGAUCGUGUCUGCGACAUCAACUUCUGGAAGUCCGAGGUCACCCACGAGUUGGACGAGAUGGGUAGGGAGAUCAACGAUGUCACAGAGUGGAAGAGGAGGCUGGAGAAUGCGCUGAAGAAUACCGAAGGCCCCCUCCAGAUCGCACAGGAAUGCCUCUUCAAUCGAGAGAAAAGACAAGGAAUAGAUCUCGUCAACGAUGCCGUCGAGAAAGAACUUAUCAGGGAAGUCAACACGAUAAGGAAGAGUCAAGAUCACUUGAAGAAGAUGAUUGAUAGAGCAAACAGUCAACUAAGUAUGGACCGAGCAGCACAACACGAGCUUGAGAAGGACCUAACUGAUAAAUUCCGUGCUCUAUCUAUUGAUAACAAGUGUCAUCAGCUCAGCAACACCUCAUCAGGGCUUGGAUACUUCCGAGGAGUGGAAGGCGUUGAUCAGACUGUGACUGUUCCCGAGAGUUGGGCCAAGUUUAGCAACGAUAACAUCCUUCGAUCGCAACGGGAACGUAACUCCUCCAAGGGAUUACGAUCCGAUAUCGACUCAUCCCUCCAGGAAACUUCAAAUGACAUGUGGACCCAGUACAACACUGUCAAUGUGGCUUUCUCUGGGAGGAUUGCAGAGACCAUGGACGCCAGGAAUAGCAUUCAGGCUCAUCUUGCUAAGGUUCUUCAAGAGAUUAAUGAGAUGGAGAAUAACAUAUCUCUUCUCCGUAAGUCUAUCAAGGACAAGGAAGCACCGAUGCAGGUUGCUCAGAGCAGGCUAGAGAACAGGACAAGGAGACCCAACGUGGAACUUUGCAGGGAUCAACCUCAACACAGGCUUGUUCAUGAGGUCGGAGAAAUCUACGAGACCGUUGACAUUCUUCAGAACCGCCUGCGCGCCGCCGAAAGCGCUCUGCAAGAACUCCUCCGCACCAAGACAACCUUGGAGCACGAUCUUGGAGUCAAGAAUAACUCCCUCUACGUCGACAAGGAAAAAUGCAUGGGAACCAGGAAGACCUAUCCCACGACAGCUAAGCUAGCUGGGUAUAGAGGCCAGUGAGAACUAUAUAAUUAGACUCUGCACCAAGAUGUGUAGUUUGUCGAAAAAAUAGACAGGACUGCGAUAUUUAUGAUAUAAAAUAUUUCAGCUGCUUUGAUGCGGGACAUCUGUCUUUAUGUGAUACUACUCACUAUGUUUUGCCUUGGACUUGGUAUAUUUUUCGCCAAAUGCAGCUACUUUGCUAUCUUAUUAUCCUCCAGAUAGGGAUUGUAAGUCCUAUUUGUACGGUCAGUAAAGAUGGCGAUCGUGACAUUAAAACGAAUCCAUGUGCAGGCAGCGCUUGAAUUUUUGUUUAAAUCUGGCCUCAAAAUUAAGACAUUGGAUUUGAUUCAUAACAUGGUAUUGUUCCAGCCAUCAACCUUUUUUUAAAAAAUAAGGCUCUCUAUGAGUAUUUUUAUGUAUCUUUAUGAAAGUCGAUAUCGUUUUUUCUCAUUUUGUUUCCAAUGUUGAAAACUGAAAAGAGUUUGAAAAGAAACGUAAUGCUUUUACGACACAAAUCUGUUAUAAGGUGUGCUCAAAUAUCAUGUUCUUGAUGAAAGUCUUAACUUGACAAGUUUUUAAAGCUUGAGUCAGUAUGCCUUUUUAAAUCAGGCCAUACUUUUAAUAGAAUAGACAGGC